AUGGCGAGAUAUAGGGAAAGAAAAAUCCCUAUAGUAAAGUUUCAACUUUCGAUUUCAGAUAAUAGUAGAUCAAAUCAUCCUCUUGAUUUCCCUAAGAUGGAUAAUUCGCUCGGCAUUGCUCUUCAGAAUAGUGUAAAAGAUCUCGUCUGUAAGGUUUCUAUUCCCUCAUACCCCUUCCCUGUUUUCACAUUCUUGGCAGAAAAUUCUUUAAGAGAAUUGGUUAUGUGGAAAUGUAAUCUGACGGAUAUUUCAUUAUCUACUAGUCAAGUGGCAAGCUGCCAUUCUUUGAGAAAGUUUUCUCUAUCUUUUGUUUGUUUAGACCAAAACUUGCUUCAGACUCUGCUCAAUUGCUGUCCAUUGAUUGUCGAUUUCAUCAUUGUGCAUUGUUCUUUAUUGACAAACAUUGAGCUGCGGAAUCUUCAAAAUAUCAAGUCAGUUUCCAUUAAUAGCAACCACAACCAGAGUGUCAAAAUCCAAGCACCAACUCUCGAACACUUGUCUUAUUCAGGGUGUCGUUGGGAACAAUUCCCUGUAUUGGAUAUUGCUGAAUGUCAAAAUCUAAAAUCUUUAGAGCUAUCAUGUAUGAGGAUAUCUAGAGGAUUUCUCCAGCACCUUAUUUCUACAUCUCAAGUCCUUGAGUGUUUGAGAUUAUAUGACCUUUCUACAGGGUGGGAAAGGUUUAAAAUUUUUGGGAGUCAAUCCCUAAGUUCUUAG
Messenger RNA from Lycium barbarum (goji berry), 714 nucleotides. RefSeq lists its product as uncharacterized. The transcript has a single exon. Bases 1 to 714 code for a protein of 237 amino acids. The record is from RefSeq and is a predicted model, not a curated record. NCBI's taxonomy places the organism in Eukaryota, Viridiplantae, Streptophyta, Magnoliopsida, Solanales, Solanaceae.